This is a messenger RNA of Podarcis muralis (Common wall lizard), 2604 nucleotides long. It is a transcript of the gene PLD4, whose product is annotated as phospholipase D family member 4. Lineage: Eukaryota; Metazoa; Chordata; Lepidosauria; Squamata; Lacertidae. Gene Ontology annotation, molecular function: catalytic activity. The record is from RefSeq and is a predicted model, not a curated record. Gene Ontology annotation, biological process: hematopoietic progenitor cell differentiation; phagocytosis. Gene Ontology annotation, cellular component: phagocytic vesicle; nucleus; endoplasmic reticulum.
AUGUUCCAGGUGUUUGGACUGCUUACAGUUGCUGGGCUUCUGUUUGUGAUAAGAAUUCAUGUCAUGAAACCCUCCACUGCAGUUUCUCCAGGAGAGGAAUACGGGGUUCCCAACACCCACAAAAACGACGACCGAAACACAGAAAGAGACAGAGUGAUUGAGAAGGACAGCAGCAAUGAUUCAUGCAAUUUCCAGCUAGUGGAAAGCCUUCCUUGGGACAUGCCUUAUGGACCAAACAGCAGUGCUGCAAAGCCUUUAUACCAAGCAUGGAUGGAGUUGUUAAAUAUGACCCAGGAAAGCAUUCAUGUGGCUUCUUAUUAUUGGAGCUUGACUGGAGAAGACCUUGGAGUAAAUGACACAUCGUCUAAGCAGGGUGAAGAUGUUCUCAAGAAAUUCAAAAGCCUGCUUCUGAAGAACGUGUCUGUGUUUAUUGCAACAAGCGUGCCAUCUAAGGCUAAACAUUCAACUGAUCUUGAAGUCCUGGAGAAAAGAGGAGCCCACAUAAAAAGGAUUAAUUUUGGACAGCUCACCCAAGGUGUCAUGCACACCAAAUUCUGGAUUGUAGACAUGAAACACGUAUUUCUUGGUAGUGCCAACAUAGACUGGAGAGCCCUGACUCAGGUGAAAGAAGUGGGGGUUUUGAUCAGCAACUGCAGCUGCUUAGCUAAGGAUCUCUGGAAAACCUUCAAAACCUACUGGGAUCUUGGGGAAGCAAACGCCACCAUCCCAUUUCCAUGGCCAAGCAAUUAUUCUACCAAUAUCAACAGCCACAGUCCUUUGGAAGUGCAGUUAAAUGGAACCAGCACUGAAGCUUAUUUUUCUGCUUCUCCUGCUUCCUUUUGUCCAGGGGGUCGCACCUUUGAUCUCGUGGCAGUUCUCGAUGUUCUCUACGAUGCAGAAAAAUUUGUCUAUGUCUCCAUGAUGGAUUAUUUCCCUACAAGCCGCUUCAGACACCCGCCAAGAUACUGGCCACCCAUCGACAAUGCUCUGAGAAGUGUGGCGUUACACCAAAAUAUACACAUACGGCUUUUAAUCAACUGCUGGGUCCAUACUGAUUCUUCCAUGUUUCGUUUCUUGGAGUCACUGAGUGUCCUUAGCGAUCAACAUGCCAACAUCACAAUCGAAGUGAAAAUCUUCACUGUUCCAGUUGGAAAUCACACAAACAUCCCCUUUGCAAGGCUGAAUCACAGCAAAUAUAUGGUGACUGACAAGGCAGUCUAUAUUGGAACUUCUAACUGGUCAGAAGAAUACUUCAGCAUCACUGCAGGUGUGGGACUGGUUGCCAAGCAGUCUUCAACAGACGCCACAAAGAGAAACCCUACAAUACAGGAGCAACUGAGGGCUCUCUUUGAACGAGACUGGAAUUCCAAAUAUUCAGUAAAAAUGGAAGACCUGCCUGGGCAGAAAGACUGUGCUUGGGAAGAUGGAUUUAAAAGUUCUUUCAAAAGCUAAAUUAUUCUUAUUUUUUAUUGCUAAUGGGAAUUCAGUUAUGAGCUUUCUGCAUGUGACAUUUAGGAUCGUUGUGGAUUUGCCAGAUGACGAAUGUUUUAGUUCAGGAUGUCCCAAACCUUGAUCACGGAGUAGUCCCAUUCACAAAUUUCAUUUCUAUGGAAUCGUAUAGCUGGAAGGGAACUUGGAUGUCAUUUAACCCAAUACACUGCUCAGUGCAGGAUCUACAAUGCAGGAUGCAGUGUCCCUGGAAGGUGACCACUUAAAUGCACUCAGUGAAUGAUAGCCUAUUGCCUUGCAAGAAAGUCUGUCCCUAACAGUAAGAGCUAUUUGACAUGGAAGUUUUGCCUAAUGUUUAGCUGAAACAUGCUUCCCUGCAAUUUCUGUUCACUAGUUAUACAGUGGUACCUCUGGUUACGAACUUAAUUUGUUCCGGAGGUCCGUUCUUAAGCCGAAACCGUUCUUAUCCUGAGGCACGCUUUCACUAAUGGGGCCUCCUGCUGCACGUGCGCCUCUGAGGCGCGAUUGCCAUUCAUAUCCUGGGGCAAAGUUCACAACUUCCGGGUUAGCGGAUUUUGUAAGCUGAAGCGUUCAUAACCAGAGGUACCACUGUAGUCAUGUUGUAUAAAGCAACAGGGAACCUGUCUGCUCCAUCUUCUGCACGGCAGUCCUUCAGAUAUUUGAAGACCACUAUAAUGACUCCUCUUAAAUCUUAUCCUCUCCAGGCUAUGCGUAUCUGCAGCUUUGAUCCAAUAUUGUGUAUUGUGGAAUGGCUAGGUUAGAAGAUGUAUUAUAAGAGGGUACAUGAUAAUUGGUCAUCACUUGUCAACACUUGAUCCUUAUCCUUAUUAAUACCUUGACAAUAAAUGCUAUUCUAUGGUGUGGUGUGCCUUUUAGUCUGCACCCUUAAAAUAGUGAUUUCAAGCCAACACACUCAAAAAAAUAAAGCCCAAGAAGGGAAAGUUAAUUUUUUAGUUGUACUGCGCUGAAAUUGUGCAAAUACUCUUUGAUUGUACAAUUUCAAAUUGCAGCCCAGAGAUCAAAAUAGAGUUAUGCAACCGGGCAAUUGUUGCAUUUGCAAAAUUCCACAAGGUGGCAAUGUUUGAGAAAAGUAUGGCCUGCUUUACUCUGCUCCCCCCCCCCCCGCCCAUUAAA